AUGACACCACGACUACAAUGCCUUAUUUGUUUGGAUACGCUUCUUUUGAGUGAAAGUGCAGCAGUACGAUGUGGCCAUGUAUUUCAUCUACACUGUAUUUUACAGUGGUUUGAGAACUGUAAAACAUGUCCAGUUUGUCGAAAGAAAGCUACAACAAGAGAUCUCAUCCGACAGCUCUUUUUUCAAGUGGAAGAGAACAAAAGCUUCAUUUUCAGUACUGAUCCAUUCGAAAUGCAUAAUCAACUGCAGAAUGCGCUGGAUAACCUCGAGAAAGAAAAACAGGCUGUUGCCGAAGCCAAGGAUCAAGCUAAUGUUUAUAUAACUGCCAAUCUUUUAUUGAAAGAAAAAGUGACAAGUUUGGAGUCAAUUUCUCAGCUUAAUAUGCAGCAAAUCAAGCAUCUGGAAGGCAUGCUUACAAAACAACUGGACCUAGAGAAAGAGCUGCAGAAGUACAGGAAACGAUUGCAAGCUACUGCGUUCUAUAAAUUGCUUAGCAGUGCAAAAGAUGAACCUGUUUUGGAAAUCGAUAAAUAUAUCUCCAGUGAAGGAUUAGAAGUGAAAAAAUUCAUUGCUUUACUAAGAAGGCAGCUUAAAGACGCCACGAAAACAGUGGAAAAUCAGAAAGAAGAGCUUCGAGAGAAUCGGAAGAAAAUCAGUGAUCUACAGAAAAAGCUAAAUGAACAUAAAAAUCUGAAUGUAGCAUUGAAAAAGGAACUUGAUUCAGCUCGAGUAGAUCCUUCGCAAACUAUUAUGAAUGCUGCGCUCGAAGAAGUUAUUGCUUUUAGUCCGAGGCAGCAAUCGUUUUCACCCGUUAUAGUAAAUGAACGCAAAUUCCCAGCUUCACUUAUAGCCUCGGCAUAUAGAAGUAGUACCGCAAAUAGUGUUGCCGUAGAAAAAAUACAGGGAACAACACCAGUUCGAAGUUUGGUGGAAAAAGUCUCAAAAGAUGAAUCACGAUCAGAUAUUGAAAAUGACAUGGAAGAAGUUUUUGUGCCUCCCAUUAUUCGGAGGUGUGCUACUACACUAUCUCAUUCAACUGUACGUAAAACGCGCACUGUAAGGAAUAAUCAAAUGAUGAAAAAUAGGGUACCGAAGAGGAGAAGUUCUUGUAUCCAGCAUCGCAAAGAAAAAGAAGCUCGAUGUCUACGACAUAUUGAUUUGAAAAAUGAUAUUAUUACCAUAGACUAA
This is a messenger RNA of Brugia malayi, 1188 nucleotides long. RefSeq lists its product as hypothetical. The transcript has 9 exons. NCBI's taxonomy places the organism in Eukaryota, Metazoa, Nematoda, Chromadorea, Rhabditida, Onchocercidae. The record is from RefSeq and is a predicted model, not a curated record. The coding region runs from base 1 to 1188 and encodes 395 amino acids.